UUUUUUCAUCGCAUUUCCCCCUUUCGUCCCUAGCAAUCUUUGGCUGGUCGAUCAUUAUUUACUGUAGCCCGUACCAACAGUGGAUUUCUGCGUAAUGCCUCCACUACACGUCUUCAGAUGCGUCGGCGGACGUCGGCAGAUGCAUCGGCAGGUGAAUCCCCACGAGCUGACCACACGUCUGCAGACGUCUGCAGGUCGCUCAGUCUGUGUCAAGCCUCGACAGAUGCAACGGACGCAAUAUUUAAAAAAUGGAUGUUGAGAUGGUAACUGCCGCAGCUAUUUAUUUGUUUAGUACUUUUAAUUACUACUUGAGUGUGUAUCGCAGUAGAGUUAUUAAGAAGAAAUGGAAAAGAAGAAGGUGGUGGAUGCUGGCUAUACAUAGAAACAGAACAAAGAAUAGCAUGGAAAAUCAGCUUGCAGAACUUUACGCGGAGCCAGCUGGAGAAUUUGACAAUUUUGUUCGAAUGUCUUGCAGCGAUUUUGAAUAUCUUUUACAGAAGACAUCUCCAAUGAUUGCUAAAAAUGAUACUGAUCGGAGGGAUGCAAUUCCAGUGAAAGUACGCCUGGCAGUAACAUUAAGAUACUUAGCUACUGGAGAUAGCUAUAGAAGCUUGCAUUACCUGUUCAAAAUUUCAAGCCAAGUGAUAUCUCUAAUUGUUCCUGAAGUAUGUUUGGCGCUCAAUGACAUAUUAAAGGAUUUAGUGAAGCUUGCUUCCUGGAAUUCAGGCAGAUUCAUAGUACGACGUUAUUGUCCUUGAAAUUUUUGACUGCUUUGAGGAGGGAUAGGAGGGACGUCAACGUCGACGUUGUUUUUUCCUUCUUCAGAGAGGUCACUAGCCCGUUCGUUCGAAGCGCCGGCUUCUUCACAUACCUCAGAUGCCUAAAACUGCAAAUGAAUGGCUCUCAAAGGCACAAGGCUUCAAUUUUCCUCAUUGCGUCGGAGCUUUGGAUGGAAAGCACAUCAUGAUUCUACCGCCACCCCAUACUGCAUCGGAGUACUUCAAUUACAAAGGACACUUCAGCAUUGUACUCUUAGCACUAGUUGAUAGUGACUACUGUUUUAUUUUUGUGGAUAUAGGAUGCCCAGGACGGAUAAGCGACGGUGGCGUCUACAAUCAAAGUGUUCUAAAGCAAAAAAUUGACACAAAUGUGAUCAACUUGCCACCUCCUAGUCCUUUGCCCAAUAGUAACACUAACUUCCCUUAUGUUUUUUUAGCUGAUGCGGCAUUUGCUCUGAGUACACAUAUUAUGAAGCCAUUUCCUGGGCAUCAUGCUGUUGGUACUCCCGAGAGGUUAUUCAAUCAAAAACUGUCUAGUUCGCAUAUGACAAUCGAAAAUACUUUUGGAAUAAUGUCUAGCGUAUUCAGAAUUUUCAAAAGGCCUAUACCACUGAAUAUUCCCAAGGCAUCUUUAAUUACAAUGACAUGCGUCUUGUUGCACAAUUUCUUGAGAAAAAGUAAAACAUCUCGACAUAUGUACACUCCCCCAAAUUCGGUAGAUAAGUAUGUUAAUGGUGAAUUAACCCAACCAGGAUCUUGGAGACAAAAUUACACAGGAACAUUUGAUCCACUGCAACAUGUACCUCGAAGAGCUCCUACAUGUGCAGUAGAAACAAGAUUAAAUUUUAUGAAAUAUAUUCACGAGAAUAACAGUUAGCUAUAGAUGUACCUAACAGAAUUUUCUGAAAUAAAUAGGAUUAGAGAAACUUGGUUUUUUACUUACGUUUUCCUCUGAAUUUAUGAGA
Acanthoscelides obtectus is the source of this 1744-nucleotide messenger RNA. Lineage: Eukaryota; Metazoa; Arthropoda; Insecta; Coleoptera; Chrysomelidae. The record is from the annotation of a GenBank genome assembly.